Messenger RNA from Aplosporella prunicola CBS 121167, 1458 nucleotides. RefSeq lists its product as uncharacterized. Lineage: Eukaryota; Fungi; Ascomycota; Dothideomycetes; Botryosphaeriales; Aplosporellaceae. The record is from RefSeq and is a predicted model, not a curated record. Gene Ontology annotation, biological process: resolution of meiotic recombination intermediates. The transcript has 3 exons. Gene Ontology annotation, molecular function: single-stranded DNA 3'-5' DNA exonuclease activity; single-stranded DNA binding. The annotation marks the transcript as partial.
GGCGACGCCUUUACGCCCGCCGAGAUCGCCAUCGCCCUGGAAGAACGGGAUGCAACACUCCGGCAACCAUUCAUACCGCCGCCAGGCGAGCGACCGUACGAAAAAGUCUCACUGGAUGCGCUGAUGCCGACACAGCGGGGCGUCGUGUUCAAAGGAAGAGUUCGCAACCUCCAGACGCUAUCAACGCGGGCAGUGAGCCAGGCGCCAGGGGCAGCGAAGGGUUGCCUACGCGUGGUGAUAGGAGAUGAGGGCGGCGCCGUGAUGUUGCGUCUCUGGCAUGCCCAGGCCGCUUACCCACUACGUCUCGGCCAGCUGCUCAAGGUCUGGACGACGCAUGUUGCGCAUGCGCCGGUGGUGACGUAUGCGCUUGCGCCUGAGAACGCGCCGCUUGUCACUAGCAUCUUCCCUGAGCGGGACCGUGGUUGCCAUGUCCAGCUGCUGGAGAGCAUGGUGCAUGAGAAGGAUUGCCAUGUCCCGUUGGGCUGCGCAGAGGCGGCUAGAAGUGGUAGGCCUGGUCAGAUUCCCGGACUAAUGGGCCUUGCGACGUUUGCAGAGGGAGGGUGUGAGGUGAGAGGCGCGAGGGUAUUGGUUUGCGUUAAAGGUAUCGGGGCUAGAAGGACAGUGAUGUGUAAAGACACCACCACCGCAACUACCGUCGCCUGCCGUGUCUUCGACAACACAACUUCGGCCACUCUCGACCUGUGGGAUGUUAGCGUCGACUCUACGUCGACCUGGGAACCGCACAAAACGAUUCUUCUCCUGACAGAACCCGUUUGCAGUCGUGUCAACAACACCAACGUGACCAUACAACUCAAGAUCAACAACUCUACGACCAUCGACAUCGACCCACUCCUCCCGGAUGUCCGCCGCCUCCGCAGUCACGCCCAGCACAUCCAGCAGAUCGACUCCCCCGCACCCCCUUUCCCCUCCAACAUCUUUGACAUGCCAGCCAUACAUGCCGCUCUGGCCGUCAGCCCUAUCGGCCUCGACUUAAGCAGGAGCAGGGUGCCAGCUCUUCCGCCGCUCCCACUCCACAGCCUCGCUGACCUCCACGCCGUCGCUCGUGCUUACCCGCUCCGCCCAUCUCUGGCUUACGCCUCAUUGCUGCUGCCCUCCCCAGAACUUACGGCUCUGCACCGCCGCGGGGCUCUCGCUAUCGGCAUUUGCCCGCGCUGCAGCCUUACGCUGCGAGCUAAUGCUCUCGAGGCAUCCUGUCUGCGCUGCACUGCACCUGCCAUCCCCUCCAGCACCGCCAGCACCGCCGUACCACUGCGCCUCAACCCGCGCAUACUCGGCCCGUUGGUCGACGAGACUGGCGCGCUGGAGCCCGGCGCACCGGCUGUGGCGGACGAGGCGUGGGCACAGUUGCUGGGGCGGAAGGUGGAGGAGGUGGUGCGCAUGAAGGGGGAUGAGUUGAGGGCGCUGGAGGAGAGGAUUGCGUGGGUGAGAGUGACGGUG